Molecule: messenger RNA, 2877 nt
Organism: Serinus canaria (Common canary)
Lineage: Eukaryota; Metazoa; Chordata; Aves; Passeriformes; Fringillidae
Gene: MOK
Product: MOK protein kinase
Biological process (GO): intracellular signal transduction; protein phosphorylation
Cellular component (GO): cytoplasm; nucleus
Molecular function (GO): protein serine/threonine kinase activity; ATP binding
Source: RefSeq, a predicted model, not a curated record
AUGGGGGACAGGGAGGGGAUGAGACAACUCUCCAAAAUGCAGGGUUUUGGAGACAGCUCGGUGAGAACACAGCCCCUCGUCUCUUCCCGGGCUCUUCUCGCUGCCGGGCUGGCGGUAUGGCUGCUCUCCUCAUCCCGCAGUAGCGCGCAGGAUCCGCCAGGGAUCAGGCCAUCACCGGGGAUGAAUCCGAGCCCGCCGGGGCGCUGCUCCGGCCACGGGAGGCUUGACAGCAGACAGGGCCCGCCGCUGGAUUUAUGGAGCACGUCUCUUGUCCCAAGGGCUCCCCUCCUUAACCCCUCACCCACAGGCGCCUCAGCCCCCCCGGGGAGUCGAGACGCCACUCGACACCUCGAGGCGAGGUAUUUCGGGUUUUAUUCUAGUUUGCGCAAAACAGAAAGCUGGGUGGUAUCCCACAAAAGUGUAGCCCAGGGACAUCAAAACUUUACACCUGCUAUACCUUUUAACAAACAAAGGCAUCAGCAUUCCUCGGUUACCAUCUACGGUGCGACAUCCACAAUUCUCCCGCACCUGGGCACGCACCUGGCGGGCACGGGCGGGGCGCUGGCACGCCGCGCACACUGCGCAUGCGCGCUCACCCGGCCGUGCCGUGCGCAGCGGGCCGCGGCGCGGGGCCGGCGCGUGCGCGGUUGCCGGGGCGACUGGAACACAACAUGGCGGCCUGAGGGGAGCGCCAGGAGCGGGGCUCGGUGGGGCCCGGCCGCUCAUCCGCCAACCCCGGCACCUACGGGACGGCGCGGCAGGCACAUCUUCACCUUUGACUACAACAAAUUCAGAGAUGAAUACCCUGGCUCCCUUUCACUGCAGAACACCCUGAAGUUAAGAGAUUUUGGAUCUUGUAGGAGUAUCUAUUCUCAGCACGCACACAGUACCUCCCCACACUGGUACUGAGCACCUGAAUGUUUGCUUACAAAAGGGCUCUGUAGUUACAAAAUUGGCAAGUGGAGUCCUGGCUGUUUCUAUGAAAUCACAAGUUUCCAGCUUCUUUUUCUUGGAUAUAAUGAGUUGGACCACAUCUCAAAAAUCCAUGAAGUGACAGGCACUCCUGGUAACAAAACUUCAAAAGUUCAGGCAGAGAAGCCACUUCCCUCAAAUUUAGUUCUGGGAUUCAUCAGUGUAGGUUUUCUACGAAGUUCCUUAAGGCAAGAUUUCAAGAAACAUCAAGUAAGGUGGAUCUUACUCAGUUUGGCACAUACAGUACUUCAAGGAUAUUGAUUUCCUAACAAGUUCCUUGCUGUUAAACCUCUGGAGACAACUUACACUUCUCUGGCUAAUGGAUGAAUAGGCAAACUUGAGUUUUCCCAUCUGAUUUAAAGUUAAAAUACACCAAAACUUUAAACCACAAACUGGCAAGGACAGUUCCUACCCUCAUUAUUCCAGCUAAAAUUCCAUACUGAGAUUAUCUGUGUUCUGCUCACUUUUAUUUUUUUCAUGUAGUAGGAAAAAUGUUUUUAUUAAAAGCUGUAUCUGCAGUAGAGGUCAUAAGUUCCUUCCAGGUAAGUUAUUAGUAUCCUGUUUCUUAAUAAAAUAAUUUUCUUCCAUAAGGAAUAGUGUCUGGUAUGGGCAAUUCAAGCUUCUAGAUGAUUGCCCUAAAUAGUAAAGAAGAGGCUGAAAAAAGAAAACCCACACACAUUCCUUGUGUGCUGCUGGACUACGAUUUGUGGCAGGGACAUACCCUGCCAACACAGAUGUGAGUAGAUGCUGCUGUUCCCCUGAUGUUGGAUAUUGCAGUUCUUUGCCUACUGGUUUUGUAUUUUUCCGGCUGAAGGAAAAAAGUCUUUUAAAGUUACUGCAUAUUUUUUCAACUAUUUCAUUUUGACUCAGACCAUAUGAAGCACUUAUCUAGAAGAAGUCUACGGGGAGAUAACUACACUAGUUUUCAGUGAUGAGGUUUAUCUGUAUUUUAACAGUUAAACCCACUAUGUUAAUAAAACAAAACUUCUGAAAAAUAAUCCUGCUCAGUUUCAGUAUUUUCCCCAUGCCUUGUAUUUUAGAAGAAGACAGAUAAGAAUUGUAAAGCACAGUUACAUCUUGAAUAAAGUAGGGAACUAAUUCCCAGCUUAUAAACGGAUCUGGCAUUUCUCUACACACUGGCUGCAUUGCAAGGAUGAGACUUAGUUACAAGCUACUGCAGUUGCUUCUCACCAAAUGUUCAUUCAUUUCCUGAAAGCAAAUCAUUUUUCAUGCCAGAAAAUGUCUUAAGUCUACUUGUAAUAAAAAAAAUUCUACCCAGCUUUAUUGUUGGAGAGCAGGAACGGCAUUGGGCAUUAACUUGUGCCCACAGAUACAGUAUGUGCAACCUCAGGCAAGUACAUGGUUCUGGGCAAGCAGCCUCUGUUCUACUCUGCCUGCAGGGUUCUGCAAAUCCCAGUUGUGAACGUUGCUGCGUAAGGAAAAAGGAAGCAUAUGAUGGAUACUUCUAUUCUCUGUUAGUCUGGGGCUGGACAUGGAGGAUUAGUCUUUGCAAGAACUACUGGAAACAAGUUAAGUGGUGUGUUGGCUGAUUCAAAAUGACAAGUGUUUAGACAAGCAACAUUAACUUCUGCAAAUCCAUGGAUAUGUCUAUCCCCACCACACUUACCAGUUUAAGACCACUGAAUUAUAAAUGAGAUGCCUGAUGUAAGACAAAUGAGUCUCAGAAAUGCUACUCCAAUAUGUUAGCCCAGUUUCUGAUUGACAAGUCAGAAAGUGUGUACAGCUACUGCUGUGGGAUCUUCCACUUCCCAACUCCAAAUGCAUGGGACUACAUGAUAACAAAAUCCUUACCCCAUGAAGUUGCCUGUCUGUGAAGUUGCUGCUCUAUGAUGUAUUUAAACUGCAGGAUGUGUUUGGAGAUUAAACAUUAAGAACAAGAACAGA